Molecule: messenger RNA, 528 nt
Organism: Fraxinus pennsylvanica
Lineage: Eukaryota; Viridiplantae; Streptophyta; Magnoliopsida; Lamiales; Oleaceae
Source: the annotation of a GenBank genome assembly
AUGGCACAAAAGGAUUUUGGUUGUUUUCAAGAAGAAAUGCUUUGGCCUCCUACACACCAUGCAAAUGCCAUUCAUUCUCAGCAAAAGUUGGAGGAGCAGUUUAAAUUUCCGACAAGGCAACCACAUCGGCACGGUGAAAAGUAUUCAUCGGUCACAGAAUCACUUCCUCCACUGCUUCAUAGUCACACAAGAUCAAUCCCGAGAGCCCAAAGAACAAGAAAUCCCAUUGGACCUGGAAUGCAAGCUAUCUUCCUAGGUUCAAGCCAAAAAUCAUUAGGGACGGGAGUUUUUCUUCCGAGAAGAGGAGACACUGACUUCGAAUUUAACAAUAAGUCAGCUUGUUCUCCUGUUCUCCUCCCUGCUCGGGUUGUUCAGACACUCAACCUUAAUGUUCAUGAACUUGGCAACCAGAUUAAACCCCACCAAGAUCUUAAAAAGAACAUGAAAGGUGACAACAAGAUGGUGAAAAUUAAACAGAGAAAUGACUGUUCGCCAGAGAUAUUUCUCCCCAAGGAAUGGACUUACUAG